AUGCGCUCCGGUCGCGGCUUCGCGCUGCUGCUGCUCAACGGGACGACGUGCUUGCUGGUUCUUGGGCAGGAAGACUCAUCCCUGAGACAUAAGGACCCUCCCAGAGAGCAGUCCAAGUCUAUGGGUGUCGUGGGUGAGCAGGGUCUCUCCCCUCUUGGUCGUUGGAUGCUGCACACAAAAAGCCGGGCAGCCAACACUACUGAGUUGGACCUGCCCUACCAGCCUCCGGUUCCCUUCUCCAAGCAGGAGUUCUGGGAGAUGCUCGGUAGUGACCUGCGGCCUGAUUUGCCUGCCUCACGGGUAAAGCGGCGCCCCAUCGUCAAGACAGGCAAAUUCAAGAAGAUGUUCGGCUGGGGUGACUUCUACUCCAACAUCAAAACAGUCCGGCUGAAUUUGCUGAUCACCGGCAAGAUUGUGGACCAUGGCAAUGGCACCUUCAGUGUGUAUUUCAGGCACAACUCCACAGGCCAGGGCAACAUCUCUGUCAGCCUGGUGCCACCCGUAAAGGCCGUUGAGUUUGACUUGGAGCGCCAGAGUGUGGUCUACCCCAAGGACUCCAAGAUCUUCAAUUGCCGGGUGGACUAUGAGAAGGUGGAUCGCAACAAAAAGACAUCGCUUUGCAAUUAUGACCCGUCCAAAACCUGUUUCCAGGAGCAGACACAGAGUCACGUCUCUUGGAUCUGUUCUAAACCCUUUAAUGUCAUCUGCAUCUAUAUCUCCUUUUACAGCACGGACUACCGUCUUGUCCAGAAGGUCUGUCCUGACUACAACUACCACAAUGAGAUGCCCUACCUCCCAUCUGGGUAGAUGAGUGGAUGAUUUUAUCAAAGGGGCAUUGAACGGAGCACAUUUUCAACAUUGUUGUGCAGGAGACUUGAGGAAGGGCUCAGGGAACUGCCUUUUAGGACUCCGACAUACAGUAUGAGAUACCAACAUGACUACCCUUAUCUUUAUUUAUCCACGUACUUAAUUUUAUGGAAAUCCUGUGCAGGAUUUUUCUUUUCUUCUCAGAGUGCACCUAAAACUUUAUGAAGUUUUUUGUUGUUUUACCUCUUCCAAAGAUAAAUGUGACAAGACCCUCAGUUUGGUUCCCCACCUGUGAACUCCAGUCUAUGAGAACAUCAAUGCACACCUCAAGAGAUAAGGUUGGCCUAGUCAAGGGAAUCUUACAUUUUAACAUUAUACAUUCCAAAAACAAAGUCCACAUAAAAUAUUACAGGGGAAAGUUCAGAAAGUAUAGUGUUGCAACUCACCAGACUGGCAGUGGUUUAGUUAAUUCCUGUUUAACAAUAGCUAUUCCAGUGCAAUC
Scleropages formosus (Asian bonytongue) is the source of this 1309-nucleotide messenger RNA. RefSeq names its product neurexophilin-1-like. The record is from RefSeq and is a predicted model, not a curated record. Gene Ontology annotation, molecular function: signaling receptor binding. Bases 1 to 807 code for a protein of 268 amino acids. The transcript is spliced from 2 exons. NCBI's taxonomy places the organism in Eukaryota, Metazoa, Chordata, Actinopteri, Osteoglossiformes, Osteoglossidae.